Molecule: messenger RNA, 1560 nt
Organism: Fusarium pseudograminearum CS3096
Lineage: Eukaryota; Fungi; Ascomycota; Sordariomycetes; Hypocreales; Nectriaceae
Exons: 11
Coding region: 1-1560 (519 amino acids)
Biological process (GO): proteolysis
Molecular function (GO): serine-type endopeptidase activity
Source: RefSeq, a predicted model, not a curated record
AUGGAGCAUCUUGUUGUUGAGGUCGAACAAGCCAGUCGUAACCAUGGUCGUAUCCAACGCCUGGCAGAUGAAAUUGGAAUAGCCUGCAUGACCCUUAAUGAUACGCCUGGCAGCAGUCAACCCAUGGCGAUGAGUUCAGCGAGUUUGGAGAGUUUCCACACUAACUGGUGGUUCCCUUCCUCUAAAAUACGCACUGUUAUGUGUGAAUCGGCAGGGAUUAAGCGCUCUCUUAACACCCCUUCAAAUGUUGUGUUGAAGCACUACAACAUAUUUACCAACUUUCCUACACGCCAAUCUCCGGACAAUCCAGCAUCAAGGUAUCCGUUUCCCGACAGAUACUUCCACAUUAUAUCCCACGAAAACAAUCCGCUUGGUAGGCUCUUUGUGACAUUAUCAGAUGUGCUUCUGGUUCAAUAUCACAAGCAUGGCGAAGAAAGACAAAACUACGAUAUUCAUUUUGGCUUUGAUGAGCGCGAAGUAGCGGAAUGCUUUGCCCGCUAUUUAAAGGCCGCCCAAAUGAAACUGUUCGAGAAGUCCAUGCGUGGCCCUUUUUGCGAUGAAAAGAUCAUAUAUUCCAAGCGUUGUGUCUGCUUCGACUUCAACUCCAGAGCGGCUGACGUCGAAAAGCUGGACAUACUACAAUCUACGAUCUCGGUUUGCGAUCAUGAUGCGAAUGGCCAACCCUACAGUUCCCAAACGGACUGGGAGACGCUCACUGGGAAAAGGAUCGCCAAGCCGACUGGAGGAGUCACUUUCGUCAAAAGGCAAGUAUAUGCCAAUGACUGCUAUCCAAUUAGCAAUGGGCACGAACGUACAGCCAACGACUGGCUAGACGAUCUUGACAAGCUAUUUAGAGUAAUGAAGCCAGACAGGAAUGAUCGUUAUGAAAAGGUCAAGAUUGCAGUCAUUGACUCGGGUUUGAAUGAUACAGUGAAGCGCCGUUACAUGACUCAAAACGACAUUGUGUACAAGGACUUCUGUCAUGAGACAUGGAACGAUUCAUGGCAUGGGACGUGCUGCGCCAAGAUUAUUGGGGACAUGUAUGAAGAAGCAAAAUUCUUCAUUGCUAGGAUCUUUCAGGAGGAUCACUCAAAUGACAGUGAGGGACCAAUCCGAAUGGCCACGGCUAUCGAUUGGGCUAUCAGCAACUGCGUCGAUAUCAUCAGUAUCUCUGCUGGAUUUCGAGACUACUCAAAGGAGUUGGAUGAAGCCGUGACCAGGGCCAAGGCUGCUGGUACACUCGUCGUUGCAGCAGCUGCAAAUUGGCAAAACACUGGUACGGUUGCGUUCCCAGCACGACACAAUCUUACAACUAUGUGUAUAUACUCGACCAACCUGGGCAACCAGAGCUCAAGCUUCAACCCUGAACCGCGAAGUGAUACACCUAACUUUGCUGUCCUGGGUGAGGGGUUCCAGCAUCCAGACCAGAAGAGUGACCCGAUGAGUGGGACAUCAAUGUCUACUGCUGCUGCUGUAGGACUUGCAGCUAAUAUUAUUGACUUUGCCCGUCAAAGUGACAACAAAUCUUACAUCUACAGAUCACAAGAUGUAGAUACGUAG